Molecule: messenger RNA, 8198 nt
Organism: Onychostoma macrolepis
Lineage: Eukaryota; Metazoa; Chordata; Actinopteri; Cypriniformes; Cyprinidae
Gene: ptgfrnb
Product: prostaglandin F2 receptor inhibitor b
Source: RefSeq, a predicted model, not a curated record
CUUCCGUCACUCGGUAGUUUCGGUAGUUAAACCUCCGCGAGCGCGAAUCAAUCACGCGUCCGUCACUCGUCUCCCGCUCGCGCUCAAACGGAGCGCGUGACGUCACCGCGGCGAAGGGCUCCGGUUCUCAGGUGUAUCCCGGUCCUGUGUGUCUCUCCGGUGGUCGGUCGGUCUUCGGCUCGUACCGGGAAUAACGCGGCGGACCGCGCGUCUCAGCGACAUGGGAAAGACUCGAGCGCUGCUCCUGCUGUGCGCCGCUGUCGCUCUAUGCCACUGCAGGUCAGUGACGGUGUCCAGGGGCCCCCUGCUCCGGGUCGAGGGCCAGCCGCUGUCCAUUCGCUGCGAUGUAUCGGAGUACGAGGGCCCGAAGGAGCAGGACUUUGAAUGGACAGUAACACGAGGAACAGAAACCAUCAAAGUGAUCUCGACGUUUGAUGAUCGUUUCACAGACCGCUCUCUUCAGGACCGCAUUCAGAGCGGCGACAUCAGUCUGUCACGACUAGCGGAUAACACCGUUGAGCUGAGAAUCCAGGAGGCUCGAGUUAGUGACAGCGCCACCUACCACUGCAGUACUCCGAGCACAGACUCCGUCAUCAGUGGAAACUAUAACGCAGACGUCCAGCUGCAAGUUGUUCCCAACAGUCUGAUUGUGGCUCCCGAUGCCCCAAACCCUGUGGUUCGCGAGGGUGGAUCCAUCAGACUCCUGUGCAACGUCUCCCACAACUUCAUGGAGGUUUACCUGUCUCUUACCUGGUCAGUCAAGAAGGGCUCAUCUCUGCUAGAGGACCUGCUGACCUUUGGUCCAGAUUUGGGCGUGACGGUUGGCGAGGACUACACGCUGCGCUACACAGAUGGCGGGAUGCGGCUAGAAAUGGGAAACGGCGUCUCGCACAGUCUCGUGCUCUCCGGAGCGACGCCGGCUGAUCAGGGCAUGUAUGUGUGCACGGCCAGAUUGUGGACGAGAGAGCAGGGAGCCUGGAACCGCAUUCAGGAGAAGACCAUGGAGAUGGGAGAAGUGACUGUCACCCCUACAGCGAGCUCCCUCAGCGUCCAGGUUCAGGACGACAGCACAUUGUCCACCGGAGAGACGCUGCUCCUCACCUGCUCGGUUUCUGCCGAAGCCUCGGUGGAUCUGGAGGUGGCGUGGCUGAUGAACGGCACGCGGGUUCUGGCCUGUCUGAGUCGUGACGGCGUGCUGACCAACGCGUCUGAUGCGGUGGAUGUGAGGCGGCUGGGAAAGUGGGAUUUCCAGCUCAAGGUUCAUGGCGUGGAGCUGUCUGACGCGGGACUCUACGCAUGUAAAGCAAGUGCGUGGGUUCAGCGCGACGGUGGACGAUGGUACCGGGCCGCAGAGAAGAUUUCGGACCCUGUAGGCGUUCACGUUAUUAAGCAAAAUCCAGACUACGCUGUUGUUCUGAGCUCAUCUGUGAAUGCAAAGUUCUCUGGUGACCCGACGGAGCUGGAAUGCAAAGUCACGAAUGUGUCAAACCUUCGUAGCGGGCGGCUGGGAGUGUCGUGGCUGUACAGAGACGUUCAGCCCGGUGACGUCCCGGUAUCUACUCACACCAUCGCCUCACUGGAUGAGCACGGGAACCUUGUGCCAGGCAAGACGUACAAGAGCCGCAUGGAGGCGGGGCUUAUUACAGUGACACGAACAGAACCUUCUGUGUUCAAGCUCCGCCUCCUUCGCACGACGGACGCCGACGCCGGAGAAUACACGUGUGCUGUGACCGCAUGGGUAGCGUCUCGACAUGGAAACUGGAAAAAGGUUGCCGAGCAUGUGACCCCAGCGCUGAAAGUCAGCUUUGCUAACAAGCGUCCUGUUCUCAGUGUUGCGGCCCGGCGUCUCCGUGAAGCUUCGGCUGCCGGCUCCACGUUUGAGAUGAGCUGCCAGGCUCACAUCCAGAACCUCCCGCCGGGAACCGCCUUCUCCAUCCUCGUCUUGUCCGAGGAGGCUGUUGGGUCACCCAGCUGCAAACUGGCCUCUCUGGGCCCUGAGAUGGUUCUGCAGCUGGAGGAAGACCGGGAUCUGAUGCUGGUGAAGACCGGGAAGAGGGAGUUCCAGUUCCGGAUCCCGGCGGUGCAGGUGACCGAUCGCGGCUUUUACUGGUGUGAGAUGAAGGCCUGGACGAAGCAGCCCGGGGAAGACUGGGUUGAGAUGGCCAAGGGAGUGUCCAAUAAGGUUCAGAUCGAUUUCAUACACAAAGGUCCCACGUUUGAUGUGUCCAUCAGUUCAGACACAGCGAGUGUUUUCCCCUGGGAAACUGUGAAGAUGGAGUGUGACGUCAGUGUAAGCGGCACGUCUCCAACUACAGAUUAUGUAGCAUACGAGAUGAAGUGGUUUCUGAGUCGUCUGAGGGGCUCAAACAGCCCGUCCCUGCUAGCCAGUAUGGACCGCUGGGGCGUUGUGCACAAGGCUCCUCGCAACGACAGCAGCGACUGCAGCCUGGAGCGCCUGGGACCCAGAAAAUUCGCCCUGAACGUCCACAGCACACAGGACAGCGACGCGGGUGACUAUUACUGCACCACAAGACCCUGGAUCCGCUCGAUCGUCACCGGGGUCUGGAGCAAAGCGCCGGAGGUCUCCUCACAGAGAGUCUUCCUCAAUGUGAAGUUUGCAUUGUGGGACUCAAUGAAGUUGCCUUUGCUGUACGGCAUCUGUGCUUCAGUGACUGUAGGCGUCGUUUCUCUCGUCCUGGGCCUGGUCUGUGCUCACUGCUGCUGUAAAACCACUACACCUACUCCACGCUCUCGCAACAAACUCAUGGAGCUGGAGAUGGAUUGACAAAGACAGUACAGUUGUCCCCUGCCGAACUGGACGGCGUGGUGACAACUGCUGAACGCUGGGACGCAUCCCAUGAUGUUAUGCACCACCUGGAAGGAGAAACUACAAUCUCAGAGGAAAAAACUACUGAUUCAGAGUCAACGACCAGGGCGAAUUACUCAAAAAUUGCACUAACCACAUUCUUAUAUCAGCUGGGUGCACGUUUUGUUGGAUUUAUGAACGUUUCAUCAUUGAAACAAGAAGAGAUGCCUGACUAGAUCCAAGCAGGUUUUGAUAGAUUGAAGGAUUAUAUUACUCUACAUCAAGCUCCAAAGAGACCGUCUGCUUCCAGAUCAGGGUUUAAAGACACUCGUUUCUACCAUGAUUCUUCUGAGUUUGGUGCUACUCUCUUUUUGCAAGACAUGGGAGGAGCUGAACCCAUGUCACAAUGUGAAAGAUGAUGUUUUACUGUGAUUCUGUGUUGUAAUGUAUGUACCGUUCAGUUUUGUUCUCCAACCCAUCCAGAGUUUACCAGCUCUGACCAACCCAUCCCUCUAGAAGCUAACUAGUCAACCAUUAUCAACUGGUUGACUGUAAUCCGAUGGGCGGUCACACUAGAUUUCAAUAUAUGAUGUUUGAAAAAAUAGUUUUUUGAAUAAGUAGUAUUUUUUUUUAUAAAUAAUUAAGUUCUAAUGUUAAAAUAUAUCAUCAUCUCCUGUUUCCAAUGACAAUACUACCCAUGUAUUGGGUUAACAUAUCUGUUUAGCUAGCUAACAACACCCUAGAACAACCAUCCUUAACAACUGUUUAAAAACAUCCUAGGAAUUGAUCAGCAGUUCUGUAGCAAUAACUUUAAAAAUGUUACAACUAUCUAGCAACAUGGGGGCAGUCUCAAUACCACGACUGAGGUGAGACCCUUGAGCAAGGCACAGACCCCCCAACUGUUCCCCUGGCUGCCCACUGCUCCAGGUGUGUGUGUGUGUGUGUGUGUGUGUGUGUGUGUGUGUGUGUGUGCGUGUUUGUGUGUGUUCACUAAUGUGUGUCCACUUGGGUGGGUUAAAUGCAGAGCACAAAUUCCGAGUAUGGGUCACCAUACUUGGCCACACAUCACUUCACUUCACUUCACAUUAUAGGAAACACUUUGACCAUCAUAGCAACCAACCAAAGUACCAUGACAAUUGCAUAGAAACACAAGCGCAUCCUAGCAACAGCUUAAAAAUAACUUCAAAAAUUGUAACAACCACCCAGAACACCAUAGCAACUACACAGAAACACCCUAGCAACUGUCUACAACGAUCUACUUUUGCAAAGACCAAGAAUAGUCUAGAGAAACAGUCUAGAAACUACUUUGAACAUUGUAAAAACCACCUAGAACACCAAAGCAAUUGCAUGGAUACACCCUAGCAACUACCUACUAACAAUCUACUGUAGCAAAGACCAAGAGCAUCCUAGCAACUACAUAUAAAUGCCCUAGCAGCUACCUAAAACACUAACAAACACCAAGAGCAUCCUAGCAACUGCAUAGCAAUGCCCUAGCAACUACCAAAAACAAUCUGCUGUGGCAAAGACCAAGAAGAGCAUCCUAGCAACUACAUAGAAACACCCUAGCAACUACCUACAACAAUCUACUGUGACAAAGAUCUAGAACAGACAAGCAGCUGCAUAAAAUACCAUAGAAACUACCUACAUCACCCUUAACAUCAUAGCAACCACCCAAAACACCAAAGCAACUGCAUAGCAACUACCACAAUCUGCUGCAGCAAAGACAAAGAACAUCUUGGCAACAGCCUAGAAACUUUGAAUGUUGUUACAACCUACCAGAACAACAUAGCAACUGCAUAGAAACACCCCAGCAACUACAGCAUUCUGAGAGCCAGGAGAAUCCUAGAAACUACAUAGAAAUGCCCAAGCAACUACCUAAAACAAUCUGCUAUAGCAAAGACCAAGAGCAUCCUAACAAUUGCAUAGAAACGCCCUAUCAACUACCUAAAACGCAAACACCAAGGGCAUCCUAGCUACUGCUUAGAAACGCCCUAGGAACUACAUGAAACACAAACACCAAGAGCAUCCUAGAAACUGCAAGAAUAUCCCAACAAUUGUAUAGAAAUGUCCUAGCAACUGCCUACAACAAUCUACUGUAGCAAAGACCAAGAGGCAAGAGCAUCCUAGCAACUGCAUGGAAAUGCCCUGGCAACUACCUAAAAUACUAACAAACACCAAGAGCAUCCUAGAAACAGCCUAUAAACCACUUUGAACAUCUUAGCAACCAUCCAAAACACUGUGGCAAGUUAGCAACUGCAUAGAAACACUGUAGCACCUACCGACAACAAUCUACUUUAGCAAAGACCAAGAGCAUACUAGCAACUGCAUAGAAAUGCCCUAGCAAUUGUCUAAAUAACAAACACCAAAAGCAUCCGAGCAACAACUCAGAAACUACUUUAAAUAUUGUAACAACCACCCAGAUCACCUUAGCAACUGCAUAGAAACACCAUAGCAACUAACUACAACAAUCUACUGUAGCAAAGAAGACCAAGAACAGUCUAGAAACAGCCUAGAAACCACUUUGAACAUUGUAGCAACCACCCAGAACAACAUAACAACUGUAUAGAAACGCCCUGGCAACUACAACAUUCUGGGAACCAGGACAAUCCUAGCAACUGCAUAGAAACGCCCUAGCAACUACCCUCAACAAUAUACUGUAGCAUAGAUCAAGAACAUCCUAGAAACAGCCUAGAAACCACUUUGAACAUCAUAACAACUACCUACAACAAUCUACAGUAGCAAAGACCAAGAGCAUCCUAGCAACUGCAUAGAAAUGCCCUAGCAACUACCUAAAACACAAACAAACACCAGGAGCAUCCUAGCAACAGCUACAUUGUAGCAAUCAAUUAGAACAUCUUAGCAACUGUCUAGAUACGUCUUAGCACCACUUUGAACAUCAUAACCACCCAGAAUGCUAUGGAAACCACCUAAAAUGCCCUAGCAACACCAGAGCAAACCUAGUCUGCUUGUAAUGACCUUCAGCAUUUGUCAAGCUAACAUCAAAGGUUAUCUUUUCUCUUUUAGUCCAAGUUCAGAUUCUUGUAAACAUGUACUGAUGUGAAAGAGGUGAAUCAGUGGCAUUAAUGUCCCUAAUUGGUAAAUGUUUAUUUUGCAAACCCACCCAAUUUGAACUUUGGUCGAGAGAGAAAGAUGAAAGUCCUACGCCCAUUCUCACACACCCCGCGAUCACAUGAGUAUGAAUGAAAGCUAGUUUUUAGUGUGGCCGCCCCUCGAGCUGAUGAAAUAUCGACUCACUGACUCCUACAGACGGGUUAGUCUGAGUCACACGAAGGUCAGGGUUUGCUUAGGUUGAAUCUGUGCCUUGGGCCUGGUCUUGAAGCUCCGCUAACAGCUCGGCCCUCCGUUCUCCACCUCCAACGCUGCAUCACGGAACAAGUAGAGCUGAAACUCAAUGCUGUGCAUUAGGGCCAAGAGACCCCCAGAACAAGCACUUUCCUCUUCAGUGACGCCUCAAGGGCAUCGGCCGACCUUUUUCAGCUUUGUCUGCGUCUGAGGGUCUUUGUCUCCACUCCUGAAGCUAUCGGCUAACAGUGCUGGGACAAAAAAAAGCUCCUGUGAAUCUCCCACAUGGAAGAUAGUGGAUAUUCGCAGUGUUUGUGCUCAGCAAACAUUCUGGUGUGGAUUUGUUUUCAACCUCUUUUUCUCAGUAUUAAACUGCCAUUAAUUCAGACAAUUUAAACUUUAUUUUCUAGAUCUUUCCAGUCUUGAGAGUGCUUCUGAAUUUGGGUUUUGUAAAGUUUAUACUUUGUAAAAAAAAAAAAAUAAGAUUGAAGUUUGAAACUUUUCUUUUGACAUUGUUCACCAGUGAAAAUGACUGUUGAUGUCAAACUGAAUAGUAGUUGGUCUUUGUUAUUUUUUAAAUUUGCGUACUGAAUUAUGAUUGGUGUAAGAUUGUGUUAUUGACUGGUUUGUUGAGUGAAAAAUUGAGUUAUGUGGUUAACCAACUGAUUAAAGAGUGGUUACACUAGAUAAUAAGCAUGCAAAAUUAUUACAGAAAUAUUUUAGAAGGAAUAUGGGCAACAGGAUGUGAUGUCAUGGUCCAGUGCUUUUGUUUUUAAAAAUAAAUAAAUUAUAAAUAAUAUUAAUAAAUUUAAAAUGUUAUAAUAUCAUUUGCUUCAUCUUGCAUAUGUACAUAUUAAAUUGUUUUUAUUUCAUGCAUCUCUAUAUUAGGUUUUUUUUUUUUUAAAUAAGUGUCUUCUGCUCACCAAGGCAUUUAUUUGAUCAGAAAUAUUAUUAUAAUUUAAAAUAGCUGUUUUCUAUUUGAAUAUGUUAAAAUGUAAUUUAUCUCUGUGAUCAAAGCUGAAUUUUCAGCAUCAUUAUUCCAGUCUUCAGUGUCACAUGAUCCUUCAGAAAUCAUUCUAAUAUGCUGAUUUGCUGCUCAAGAAACAUUUCUGAUUAUUAUCAAUGUUGAAAACCAUUGUGCUGCCCAAUAUUUUUGUAAAAACCUUGAUACUUUUGCAGGAUUAGAAAAUAGAGACUUAAAAAAACAACAACAGCAUUUUUAAAAAAUAGAAACUGUUUUUAUGACAUAUCAUUAUGAAAACCUCAAUCAUACAUCAUUUGGACUGAAUUCUACAUGAUAGCGCCAUAUAUUUUUAUGCAUGUGUCAAAUACCUCCGUGGGGCUCAAAGGAAAUGACAGUAAAUGUUUUCUGCAUUGUUUUUGGUCUUUUUCCACUCUCUGGGAAACUCUUCUGCUGUAAUUGCUGCUGAUUGGCUGUGUGGGACUGGAAAGACGUUUGUCACUUGUGACGGGCAAUUUGUAGGCUGUGUGUUGCAGCAUGUUCCACUUUCCUCUUCUUUUUUUAGCUGCAGUCUGUCGCUCUUCUCGAAUUCACUCUCGCUUAUAUGUGUUAUUAUAUUUGCAUUUCUGCUCUUGAGGCAACCCUGAAGCUCAUUCAGAAACAUAUUCUCCUUCCAAAGCAUCACAGACACUCUGUACUGAUACAGCAAUUGGUAGUGCAAUGGUACUUUUAUGUGGUACGGAAUAUGAUAAUCAUAAUCAUGUGCCAUGGCAUUUUUAAAAACACUGUAGUAUUGUAUUGCUAGGUGAGUGUCACCUCAAAUAUUUGGCCUUGGCUGUUUUCAUUCGAUCUUUGUAAACGUCCUGGGAUGUGUGCGGUGGUUCCUGGUAUAAAGUUAUUAGCUCAUAAAUGCUGUUUCAUUUUCCAGUGUGGCCUCCAGUGCCCUGUAAAGUCCUGCAUCUCUCCGGGCCGAGUGGUAAAAUAAGGGAAGGAGUGUUAUGAGAACAUCUCUGUUCCUCAGUGUAAAUGUUAAAGCGCUUAGAGAGACAGAGGAAUCCUUUGGUGUCUCGUCAAUGUCAUGGCAACAAUGUAAACUGACCAGGGUGAGAAACUGUGGAGUGGAACGGA